Messenger RNA from Pollicipes pollicipes, 595 nucleotides. Its product is annotated as glyceraldehyde-3-phosphate dehydrogenase, testis-specific. The coding region runs from base 194 to 595 and encodes 133 amino acids. The transcript has 4 exons. Lineage: Eukaryota; Metazoa; Arthropoda; Thecostraca; Pollicipedomorpha; Pollicipedidae. The record is from RefSeq and is a predicted model, not a curated record.
ACAACAGCAGCAGCAGCCGCAGCCGCUGCCACCAGCCAGCCGUGACAGCAGCCGCGAGGCUGAGAAGCAGCAGCGCGAGGUGGAGAAGCAGCAGCGCGAGGCGGAGCGGCUGCGCCAACAGCGUGAGGAGCUACGCCAGGAGGAGGAGCGCAAGAAGCAGCAGCAGGCGGUGUCGCAGCACUUCGCCGAGUCCAUGCGGCUGCUGCAGCAGAAGGGCCGGCUGGGCCCGGCGCCGUCGGGCCCCGGCGCCGGGCUGCACGGCGCGCCGGCGCCGCCGCCCAGCCGCUACGAGUCGGUGCGCGGCGGCGAGAGCUCCGAGCCGGAGCGUAUGAUCCGCGACUCGAUACACCGGCUGUACCAGAGCACCGAGCCGCCGGCCGCGCACAAGCCGGAGCCGGGCCCGGCGCCGGCGCCGGCGCGGCCCGGCUACGCCGCCGACUUCAUGGCCUACUACGACCACGUGCGGGGCGUGCAGGCGCACUCGGCCAAGCCGCCGCCGCCGCCGCCGCCACCGCCUCCGCCGCCUCCGCCGCCGCCGCCAGUACCGGCGGCGUCCGACCGUCACAGCCCGUUCCUGCCGCAUGCGCCCGUGUGA